UAUGUGUCUCUCUUUAUGCGUCUGUGUCUGAGUUCCUGCCACUGUGUGGGUGUGUGUCGCUGUGUGUGUGCGUGUGUGUCGGUGGCUAUUCAAAAUUACCACAAUUAGAAAGCCCGAAAUCGAAAAAUCUGCCAAAAUUCAAUCAUUUUUUUGAAGUGCUUGUGGUGCAAUAGUAACCAAACAAAAGUCCAGGAAAGUCUCUAUAAAACAAAAUUGUACUUGGUGCUGGCGAAAAAUAAACACAAUACUCCGAAAAAGAAAUUGACCAAAUGAGCUGACAAUGAUCGGAUUGAAAGCGUCGACUCUUUGAGGCAGCCAUUGAAAUCAAACCGAAAACCCACGAAACCCGCCGGCAACUGAAUCCACUGAAUACUGGCAGCCAAAGAGAGGCCCUGAAAUACCUUGUGCCCAGCCUAGCAGCUGCAAUAAUGCACAUUUCUGCUGAGGUCAGUUCGACCACCUCAAAUCAAAUACAGCAGCAGCAGCAACACCAGCUGCAGCAGCAGCAACAGCAGACUGCAACAACGACCACAACGAAGCGGCGAAAUGCAGAGUCCUCCUCCGCCAGCAACAACAACAACAACACCAGCACCACCAACAACAACAGCAGCGGCGCUAACAACAACAACAGCACCACCACGAACAACAACAACAAUAAUAAUAAUGUUAAAACAAAGCCCGUGGACACGAGUCCCUACCUGACCCCCGAGAACCUCAUCGAGCGCACCGUCGACGUCCUGCUCGCCGAGCAUCCUGGAGAACUGGUCAAGACGGGGUCACCACACGUGGUCUGCACCACUUUGCCCACGCACUGGCGCUCGAAUAAGACGCUGCCGAUCGCCUUCAAGGUUCUGGCCUUGGGCGAGGUCAUGGAUGGCACCAUAGUGACCAUCAGGGCCGGAAACGAUGAGAACUUCUGCGGCGAACUGAGAAACUGCACGGCCGUGAUGAAGAACCAGGUGGCCAAGUUCAACGAUCUGCGGUUCGUGGGCAGGAGCGGAAGAGGGAAGAGCUUCACCCUGACGAUUGUCAUCUCGACAAACCCCAUCCAGAUAGCCACCUACACGAAGGCCAUCAAGGUGACCGUGGACGGGCCGCGGGAGCCCAGAUCCAAGGUGCGACACCAGGGAUUCCAUCCGUUCGCCUUCGGGCCACAACGUUUUGGACCGGAUCCACUUAUGGCCGGGUUGCCCUUCAAGUUGCCAGGGUUUGCCCACCACCUGGUGGGGAUGCACAGCCACCUGCACGCGCCCGACUGGCGUGCCCACAUGGCCUUGGGCGGCCGCCCGGCCGCCUUUCCCGCCGCCCCCUUCUUCACCCACCAUGCGGCGGCCUUUCCCACCGCCUCGGGCCUGCGUGGACUCAGUGCAGACAGCCAGCACCAGCAGCUGUCCACCGUCGGAGCGGCGCACAGCACCACCAGCCCGGAGGGAUCCCCCACCACCACCACCACGAGCGGCACGCAGCUGAGCGCCUUUGUCCAGCCGCCGAUGACGUCGUCGCCGCCGCCGAUCACCAGCUUGCAGAACGACAACAAUAAUAACAGCAGCCACAACAUCGAUGCGGGCUUUGAGAGCGACAGUAUUUCGGUGACGGGAUCGCCGCGGAAGAGCUUGGGCUCACCCCUGACCCACGACGAGGAGGAGGCGGAAGCGGAGGCGGAGGGCGAGGGCGAGGCGGAUGAGGCGGAGGUGGGCGGCCUGAGUCUCAAUCUGAGUAAUGGCGGCAUCCAAGGCUCCCUGGGUGAGAGUUCGCCCGGCACCGGUGGCGCCUUCACUGCGCUCAUCCAACGCAGUGGUAAAAAUCCCACGGACCUCUUUGGAGGAUUUGCCGCCGGAGCAGGAGCAGGGGGAGGAGGAGGAGGAGCAGGAGGCGGGGCAGGAGGAGCAGGUGGCAACCACUUCGCACCCAGCGGCCACAGCUUCAAUCCCGCCCUGGCCGCCCAGCUCUUUCUGCAGAGUCCCCUCCUGCCGCAGUCGAGCCAGUGGCUGUACACCCAGCUAUAUGGCAGCUACAGCGAUCUCCCGUGGCUGAGGAACGCGGCAGCGGCGGCGGCGGCGUCCAACAUCAAUCCCGGCCAGGAGAUGCCGCCCCUCGGCAGCAGCGGCAGCACCACUGGCAAUCCCGAUCACGACGGCGUCAAUCUGAUCAAGCGCUGUGUGACCCUGAUAACCCACAAUCCGCCGGAUGCGGAGAACGCCAAUCCGAAUGCCUCGCCGCCGGUCAGCUCGACGCGGCGAUCCCCGUCGCCGGUGGAGACCAUUGAUCUGGACGACGUCAGCACCACCUCGCGCUCGGCCAGCGGGUCAAGUGGUCACGGGGGCGGCGGCGGUGGCCCCAUCAGGACGCGAACCCCAAAACCAUCGGCGGAUGUCUGGCGCCCCUACUAG
This is a messenger RNA of Drosophila biarmipes, 2390 nucleotides long. RefSeq lists its product as uncharacterized. The coding region runs from base 429 to 2390 and encodes 653 amino acids. Gene Ontology annotation, biological process: regulation of DNA-templated transcription. Gene Ontology annotation, molecular function: DNA-binding transcription factor activity, RNA polymerase II-specific; RNA polymerase II cis-regulatory region sequence-specific DNA binding; ATP binding. The record is from RefSeq and is a predicted model, not a curated record. Lineage: Eukaryota; Metazoa; Arthropoda; Insecta; Diptera; Drosophilidae. The transcript has 6 exons. Gene Ontology annotation, cellular component: nucleus.